AUGAAAAAAAAGCACAAAAGCCCAUGAAGAUCCUAAAGGGUAUAAAAGUAGUUCAACACAUAUCAAAGCCAGCUAAUGUCAAACUUUCCUCCUUAACUUCAGAUCAAAAGUCUUGGUUUCUUGAAAUUCCUCAAGACUUCACUAUUCAUUUCCCAAGCAAAGCAAAGUCAUGAGCUUGGUGAUGAUGAUGAUGAAGUUCUUGGUUCUCUUUGUUUAUUCCAUCUUCAUCUUCAGUGUUGGAGCUCAAGAGAGCAACCCGUCCGUGCAAGACGCUCUUCGGAACUUCGAGCCGAGCCUCGCGAUAGUCAUCGGCAUACUCUCCAUUUUGUUCUCUCUGACGUUCCUCCUCCUCAUCUACGCCAAGUUCUGCCACGGCCCGCCUGCAGGAACGGCACCCGCAGGUGGUGCUGGUGCUGCAGGAGGCUCCGUGCACAACGGCAGCCUCCUGGAGUUCCAGGCAGGACUGGUCCGGUCAAGAUCCCAGUCCUCUGGGCUGGACAGAACAGUGGUGGAAUCCCUCCCACUGUUCAAAUUCUCAUCCCUGAAGGGCUCGAGAGACGGGCUCGAGUGCGCAGUCUGUCUCUCGAGAUUCGAAGACCCGGAAAUCCUCAGACUGCUCCCGAAGUGCAAGCACGCCUUCCACGUCGGGUGCAUCGACCAGUGGCUCCAGAAGCACUCCACUUGCCCUCUCUGCAGGCACAAGAUCGGCUCGGACGAUCUUGCCAGCCUGCAGUACUCCAGAAGCCUGAGGUUUCUGUGGAGUAACCGCCACCAGCAGCCCGAAGCGGCGAGGGACGACGAGCAGACGACGAAUCUUGAAGUCCAUAUUCACAGGCUGGAGAAUUCGAGAUCUUGGUCUUCGAGGUUCAUUAGAAAGUCUGGGAUCAAGAAACUGAAUCACAGGAUCAACAUAGUGUCUGCAGAGGUAGUGUUCAAGAACAGGUGGAGCAAUGUGAGUUCUUCUGACCUCAUGAUCUUAACCUCGGAGAUGAUCCUUGACUCAACCAGCAGCAGAUUCUCAUCGCUGGGCAGAAACUCCAUUGAUCGCCACAGCUCCACUGCUGCGCGGGUGAUCGCAGAGCCCGAUCCGGUUUUCGCCAAGAAGAGCAAUAAUAAUCAUGAGACCUGCCCUUCUUCUUCUUCUUCAAAUUCAAGAAUUGUUUCGAAAACGAUGUCGGAGAUCGUAAUCCAUCCAAGAUUCAGCUUGAAAAACAACAAUGGGUCUGAUCUGUCAGCAGAAGAUGAUAGAAAUGUGAAGGAGGAAAGGAGGAGGAAGGCCUGGCUCCCAAUUGCCAGAAGAACAGUUGAAUGGUUUGCCAGCAGAGAAAGAAGACAGUCCAUAAAUGUAUAGACAUUUAUUAUGUGUUUGCUUUAGAUUAUAGCAAAGCAUAAAUCUUUACACUGUUGUAUUGUUGCAAUUCCCAAAUUCUUUAAUCUUGGUAUUGUUCUUUUUUUUUUUUAUGUCACUACACAUCAAAAUUUUGGAAGUAUUUUAGUUUGAUACGCUAGGUGUAGUAAAUAUUACUAGGAAUU
This is a messenger RNA of Cuscuta campestris, 1533 nucleotides long. Lineage: Eukaryota; Viridiplantae; Streptophyta; Magnoliopsida; Solanales; Convolvulaceae. The record is from the annotation of a GenBank genome assembly.